AGUUGAUUAUGCGCUCUACCAGCAGGACGUAUCGGUUGAUGGUAUAAGAUUUGAAUCAUGACUGAUAUGAAGGUGACCGCCUUCCUUCUGAUGGUUUGUCUGUCAGAGGUGCAGUCCCUCCUUUCCCUCAAUAUCCCAGCCAUAGUGAAGGAACCUGUGAUUCUUCCGUGUACUUGCUCUGGGCAAAAAGUUGAGUGGACCAUCUUCCAUCCCAUCAAAGAUUCCAUUGCUGCGUGUCAGGAUCACGCCUGUCAGAUUAAACCGCGUUUUCAGAAAAGAUUUUCAUUCUUGGACACUACCAGCACAGGAAAUUUCUCCAUGAACAUCAGUUCAGCUUUCUACAAUGAUGCUGGGUUAUACAGCUGCACCUGUUCUGGAUCAGUUCACGAUGUAAAACUGCAGGUUUAUGACCCUCGGAUUGUGAAGGUUUUUCCGGGGGAGAACACCACCCUCCCGUGCCAUGGAGACACUCGGCGUGAUGUCGAAGAUGUACUGUGGAAGAAAGAUGGUGAAAAGGUGCUGCAGUACCAUUCUGCAAGGACCAAAGAAGCCCCAGCAGGCAGGUUUACGAUGUCGAACGAAAGCUUUCUGGAUGGCGAUCUCUCUCUCCACAUCAGUUCAGUUCACCUGUCUGAUGGUGGACUUUAUCUGUGCCUUCUUCAGGGUGAAUCUCGUGAUGGAGACCCACGUGCUGUUCUUCUAAAGGUGGAAGAACGACAACCCACAACCUCCAACAACUGCACAGAACCGUCAUUAGGAAUAAGGCUAGGAAUAACACUUGGACUGGUCCUCGUCGUCCUCCUGUUGAUCAUUGGAGUGAUUUGUUUGAGAAAUGGCACAGGAUCUCAAAACAUGGUCGAUGCAAAGCUUCCUGUUCAAGAGAAUGGCCACACGAGCCCAAAGGAUUCUUCGACACUGCCGAUCUUGGACGAGAUUGGAGUGAACGCACAACUGCUUGUUGCUGACCGGUUUGUUCUAAAGGAACUAGAGAAGGUAGACACUGUUGCAUAGCUCAAUGUAGCCCUGUUGUCUUUACGGAGUAGGAAAUGUCUGGGACUGGAUGGCUAUCUAUGCAAAUUUGAUCAAAAAUUCUGCCAUAAACUAGUGCCGUCACUAUUAGAUAUGUUUAAUGAAUCGUUCAACUCUGGUCGCCUUCGCCAAACUCUCAGGCAAGUUUCCAUCUCCUUACUCUUGAAAAAAAGUAAAGAUCCAUUAGCUUGCACUUAUUACCGCCCCGUACGUUUGUUGAACACUGAUUUCAAAUGAUCAAAACUGUUGGCAUUACGACUAGGAUCCGCUCUCCCAUUUAUCGUCUCCACAGACGAGGCUGGCUUUAUUUGAAACGGGCAUUCUUUCUCUAACCUCAGGUGGCUGUUUAAAACGGUUUAUAACGUCUUUUGAUAGUCGAGUACAGCAGGUGCAUGUGUUUUAAAAAGAAAAAACUAGAUAAAAUAACCAUGUAGAAAUAUCUAUUUAUAGAUUAUUAGACUGAAUUUAUUGGAAUCGGAGAAAUUAUCAAAUGGCUUUGAUUCUUCAUUUCAUUCUGAAGGGAUUGCGUGUUUUUUAAAUUGUAUCAUCAUUGUGUGGUACACGUUAACCAUCACAAAUGUAAAAUAUUUUUGAGGCAAUUUUCCAACAGUGCUGAACUCGCUCACUGUUUUUCAUUCACAGUGAUUGUCACCCUUAUGUGCAACUUGUUUAAUUUCUUUAAAUUAACUUCAGGUUUCACUGGAUUAAUAAAGAUGCAACUUUAUUUCCUCCAGAAGCUUUGAAUUUGGGUGAGUCUAACUCUUAAAACUGCAGAUCAGGUAAUGGGUUAUAACACCACACGCACCAUAAUGGGGCAUUGGAUAGUUAGUUUGAGCUUUCCUGAAAAAUUAAUCAUAAUGAUACCUGCUUUUUGAUCUACUUUUAUCACUUUCCUUGAACCAGUAAAUACAUAGUAAUGAAAAAUUAAGGACAAACGAAAAAUCUUGCUGCUUGUCUGACUGGGCAGGUGGAUAAAGUUAAUGUCGAGCCCUGUAAACUCUAAAGACCCUCUGGCAGGAGGAUCUAAGGCAGGUAAUUUCAGAAGAGGUUUGGUCGGAGGUUUUAAAACGUGUCCGUGAAUCUUCUAUCCAUGUAAAACGUUGUACAUCGCAUCUAUUAUUCAAAGGCUCAGCUGUCAAAGAUCGAUGAGAUGUUUCCCCAGCGUGUAGUGUGUCAAUAAUCUCCUGCAAGUGUCAUACACAUGCUCUGGCUUUGCUCAUCCCUUUUAAUCUAACUACUGGACAGAUAUUUGACACCUUAUCAGAGUAAAUGGAGGGAAAGUAGAGCCAAAUCCUCUGGGGGCACUGUUUAGGGUCUUUCCCUCAUUGCUUUCCCUUUCCACAUUUAAAAAUGAUGCCCUAGCCUUUGCCACUCUACUUGUUAGGAGACUAAGUGGAAAUUAACAUCUCUCUCUCAUACCCAGUGGAUAAGAGACACCCCUUUAUUUUAUUAGAUUGGAAAAGAUCAGACUUUCGUUAAGAAGCUCCACCAGUACAUUUGGGAAAUAUGGGGCUCUUUUUUUCCUUCCCUAAGUUAGUCAAGAGGAGGAAUUUCCCAGAACCUUGUGUGGUUCAUGUCGACUUUUUUAUAUAUAUAAAUAUAAAAAGCACAACACAUGAAUGUUUUAAUCACUAUUUUAAUCACUAUUUUUCUUAUAUUAACACUGUUGUAGACGAUAAGUAAUAAAACACUUUGUACAAAUUAUUUAUAUUGUACUAUAUUUAGAAUUAUUGUAUUUUCUGGAGUUCUGGAGUUCACAACUUUAUUCAUCACACACUUGUGAAAUUCCUCUGCAUUUAACCCAUCUGAAGCAGUGAACACAUGCAGUAGGCAGCCAUGCUAACAGUGCCUGGGGAGCAGUUGGGAGUCUCACUCAAGGCCGUCCCAUAUUAACCUCACCGCAUGUCUUUGGACUGCAGGGGAGAACAUGCAAACUCCCAGAACCUUCUUACUGUGAGGUGACCGUGCUCACCACUAUUUGCUUUUGUUUUAUUAGGGUUCUGUCAGUUCCAUCCAGUUCCUGUGUGGGUGUGGUUUUUUUUUUUUUUUAAUUAAUGCUGUUGUCUUAUGCCUUUUGUAAAGCCCAAGAACCAAAGUUCCAGAACAAAAUAACUACUUGAAGUUUUCUUAGAAGGGAAGCAAAAGUUUGAUAUUCAGGAUCUAAAUUUUAUGGUGCUAAUUUAUGAAAUCUAUCAAAUGCUGAGAAUUUCAAUUAAGCUGUAGGAGCAACAUUGUCUUCACAUUCUCACUGUGUAGUUCUGCUGAACUGAGGUUCUUGCUUUCAGUCACUUGUGUAGUUAAUUUCACAUUAAGCCAAUAAUUAAUUAUUUGACAAAGUUGACUUGAAGUCAGACUUUGAAAGUGCCUAUUUCACCUGCAGUAUGAAGCACCAUGCUUGUUUCAUUUUAACUUGUGUUGCUGUCUUUGAAUGUCUGCCUGUUUUUAAUGUAAUCCCUUAUUUUAAAAUUAGUUCUUGUUAAGACAUGGGUAAAGGGGAUAUAUUGAUACUAUUUUAUUAUAAAAGUAAAUUGACUUUUGCCUAAAACAUUGUUUGCAGUUUACAGGGAUGAGAAUGGGACAUUUAAAAAAAAAAAAAACCUCUGAAAUGUCUGCCAACUUUCCCUACACACACACAUGAAUGUUUUCAAAUUCAGUGAUGGUUUAAAACGCUUAUAAACUUGCUUUUAUAACAUUUAAUAAUCCCUAGUACUUAAUCACUAUUUUUCUUAUAUUAACACUGUUGUAGACGAUAAGUAAUAAAACACUUUGUACAAAUUA
Neoarius graeffei (lesser salmon catfish) is the source of this 3807-nucleotide messenger RNA. Its product is annotated as CD226 antigen-like. Lineage: Eukaryota; Metazoa; Chordata; Actinopteri; Siluriformes; Ariidae. The transcript has 5 exons. Bases 58 to 1011 code for a protein of 317 amino acids. The record is from RefSeq and is a predicted model, not a curated record. Gene Ontology annotation, biological process: T cell costimulation; immune response; cell surface receptor signaling pathway. Gene Ontology annotation, cellular component: external side of plasma membrane.